AUGGCCGGAGUCGCAGACAAGGCGAGGUUCUUCCUCGAACGAUCGGUGCCUCAGCUGCGAGAGUGGGAGGAAAAGUCGAUAUUUUCCAAGGACGAAAUCCGAUCAAUUGUCCAGAAGCGAAACGAUUUCGAACACAGAGUGCUUUCCCCUGGGAGCACUCCCUUGGAAUGGUCGUCCUAUGCCCAGUGGGAACAAUCUGUCGAGUCUCUCCGCUCCAAGCGCUGCCAGCGUCUGAAACUCCGCAAUCUCAACUCUGCACACGCCGGUCAAGCUCGUGUCUUGUCAAUCUACGACAGGGGCGUUGGGAGGCAUCCUGCUAGCAGCGCGUUAUGGCGUGAAUAUCUUACGUAUAUGGCCAAGGUCAAGGCCGCAAAACGCUGGCGCAAGACCAUGACCAGGGCUCUUCGAAUGUUGCCCAAGGAUCCCGAGAUGUGGGUGAUGGCGGCGAAUCGAUUCGCAAGCAACGGCGACAUGGCGGCCGCAAGAAAUUGCUUCAUGAGAGGCUGCCGAUUCUGCUCUUCGGACUGUACACUGUGGCUCGAGUAUGCAAGGUGCGAGAUGAAGUGGCUAGACAAGAUUGAGAGAAAGAAGGCAAAGGGCGAGAAGGUACCGGCGCCGCGCCCCGCAAAUGACGACGACGAGCUUCUCCUGCUCGGUAGCGAUGAAGAGGGUGAGGAUGAUGACUUGGCUCUUCCGGAGCCAUCAAAGGCACAGGCAAAGGUCAUCGACGAAAAGGCCACACAGGAGCUACAGUCAAACCCCGCCAUGAACGGCGCUAUCCCCAUGGCCAUUUUCGAUAUAUCACGGAAGCAGCCGUUUUUCAAGCCCGAGGUUGGAGAGCAGUUCUAUAUGAUGUUUGUUUCGUUUGGAAAGCUCUCGGUUCAGCCACGGGUAUCUCAGCACGUCCUAGAUGCUCUCGACGAGCACUACCCCAACGAUCCUUCUACCUGCAACCUCCAUAUCAGACAACCCCUUUUAGGUGUCUCACCAUUCACAGCAGAGUUCGCCCGAAGCUUAGGGACGGUUUUGCAGCGGUUAGGAUCAUACCUUGAAACCGCUACGGACAGGGCGGCGUUGGAGAAGAAGACGAUUGCUUGGAUAGAUGAGUAUCUGAAGCUGGAGGGCUUGGACCAAGCCCUUAGGACGGUGCUGGAGCAUACUAAAGAGAAGCUGGGUGCGGGCGCAGCGGCUUAG
This is a messenger RNA of Trichoderma asperellum CBS 433.97, 1194 nucleotides long. RefSeq lists its product as uncharacterized. Gene Ontology annotation, cellular component: small-subunit processome; Pwp2p-containing subcomplex of 90S preribosome. The record is from RefSeq and is a predicted model, not a curated record. NCBI's taxonomy places the organism in Eukaryota, Fungi, Ascomycota, Sordariomycetes, Hypocreales, Hypocreaceae. Gene Ontology annotation, molecular function: snoRNA binding; protein binding. Gene Ontology annotation, biological process: maturation of SSU-rRNA from tricistronic rRNA transcript (SSU-rRNA, 5.8S rRNA, LSU-rRNA).